Messenger RNA from Lactuca saligna, 348 nucleotides. NCBI's taxonomy places the organism in Eukaryota, Viridiplantae, Streptophyta, Magnoliopsida, Asterales, Asteraceae. The record is from the annotation of a GenBank genome assembly.
AUGAUGUUAUUCCCGAAGAGGACCCUGAAGCGGAUUCAGAAUAAGGCUGUGGAUCUGCCAAGCCAAUGUUGGUUGGAUCCAGUUGCAUCCUUUGAAGUUCUAAAUUCUCAGGAUUCGCAGUUGGACCUUCCAUUUACUCCAAAGGCCUUUAGGUUUCGUGCCUUCGUGAAGGACAUGAAGGCUCAACACAAGACUUGGAGCAUUCAAAAGAUUGUUGCUGUGAAAGUCACUGGACCGAUCGAGGCCGAAAGCUUCCCUAAUGUGAAGUUUAAAGUUGUGAGAGGAUCAUCAUGUCAAGCCUACAAAUUCACACUCGCAGACCUGCCCUGCCUGAACCCCCAUGACUAG